AUGAUCGACAACGAGCUACGAAGGGAUCUGGGAUUGCAAGGCGAACAUCGACAGCUUAACGUCCAAUGGUUUGGAGGAAGAGCCAGCAGGGAGCCUACCAACGUGGUGAGUCUGGAGAUAAGUGGAGCUGGGAAGCCCACUCGCCACCCGUUGAAGAACGUGUACGCCGUUUCAAACUUGAGUCUGCCGAAGCAGACGUUAUGUCGACGAGAUGUCCAGGGCGUGCAAAGGGAUUCGAGACUGCCGAUGAAGCUAUAUAGCAACGUGGUGCCGAAGUUGCUCAUCGGACUGGACCAUGGACAUUUGGGAUGGCCACUUAGGACGAGGCGGUUUGCCAGAGAGGGACCGUAUGCGGCCGCAACCGAGCUUGGAUGGGUCGUGUUUGGGCCAGUAAGUGGACAAUCAACUACGCCGUCACCGAGGUCCUGCCUUCUAGCCGUGUCAAUGGACGAUACGAUGGAAAAGAUGGUGGAGGACUACUUCGAGAUGGAAAGCUUUGGUGUGAAGCUCGCGCCACCGGUCGCAGCCAGCGACGACGUGGGGGCCAAAAGGAUUCUCGAAGACACCACGGUGAAAGUGGGGCGUCGCUACCAGACGGGAUUGCUUUGGAAGGACGAUCACGCUGUGCUGCCACGGAGCUAUGAGAUGGCGCACAGACGGCUGAUCAACGUCGAGAAGAAGUUGAAACGCAACGGGCAGUUGGCGCUGGAAUACGACCGGAUCAUCAAGGAUUACGUUUCCAAAGGAUAUGCAAGGAAGCUGCAGCCGGAUGAGGUCGCGGUGAAGAGCGACAAGCUUUGGUAUUUGCCACACUUUGGUGUGGAAAACCCAAACAAGCCCGGUAAGGUCCGGCUUGUGUUUGAUGCUGUAGCCAAGGUUGAAGGAACCUCGCUCAAUUCGGCGCUGGACAAGGGGCCUCAGCAUUACAAGCCUUUGCCAGCUGUGCUCUUCCACUUCAGGGAAGGAGCAGUCGGAGUCUGCGGGGACAUCAAGGAGAUGUUCCACCAAGUGCUAAUCCGACCCGAGGAUCGAUGUUCCCAACGAUUCCUCUGGAGAGACGGCAACGACGAUCGAGACCCGGAUGUAUACGAAAUGAACGUAAUGACGUUUGGAGCUGCCUGUUCGCCGAGCACUGCGCAUUACGUCAAGACGGUGAAUGCCCUGAAGUUUCGGGAUUCAGAUCCGAGGGCAGUCAAAGCCAUCAUCUAUCACCAUCGUGGAAGCGGCGUUGGGACCACUCAAGACAAAUCCACCACUUGGGACAAAUCAAGAGCGUCGGAUGGGAUUGAGUCUGAGCAGAAGAUUCUUGGAAUGCGUUGGCAGCGUCCUGAGUGGAGAUCGAGUCCCUACAAAGAGGGAGUAUUUGAGCCUGCUGAUGUCAACGUUCGACCCAUUGGGGUUCCUGUGCUGCCUCAUGAUUACAGCGAAGCUGUUGCUGCGGGAGAUCUGGAGGCAGAAGAUCCAGUGAGACGAACCACUGCCGGAGGAGAUACGCAGAGAGAGAACGCCGUGGGACAGUUCCGAUGUCCUCGCCACUAUUUUCGACGUGGAGCAGUUCGGACCAUCGAGUUGCACGUUUUCGUGGAUGCAAGUCAAUCUGCAUUCGCGGCGAUGGCCUAUUGGAGGGUCACGUACGACGACGGAAACGUGCUGGUUAGCUUCGUGUGUGCAAAGACGAAGUGUGCGCCGAUGAGGACGAUGUCCAUCCCACGCCUGGAGCUACAGGCAGCGGUUCUUGGAACUAGGGUGAUGAACACUGUCAAGGAAAAACACAACGUGGACAUCAGUGAGACGGUGUUAUGGACGGAUUCAAGAACGGUGCUGAAAUGGAUCGGCAGCACCCACCGCCGCUACAAGCAGUUUGUUGGCAACCGAGUGGCGGAGAUUUUGGAUACGUCGAAGGUUUCCCAGUGGAGAUGGGUACCUACAGCCGACAACGCAGCGGAUGAUGCGACGCGGUCGCAGAACAAGGCGGACAUUAGCCCGGAAUCCCGGUGGCUAAGCGGUCCCGCAUUUUUGAGGCAGCCAGAAAGCGGCUGGCCAACGCCUGAGAAGGGAACCGAGCAUGUUCCAGACGCACAUGACGAAGAGGAGAUGCCCGCCUGGGUUCUGAGAUUUGCGCGACGGUGCCGCAAACAGAGAAGCGAACUCGAGGAAUAUGGACUCACUGCGACGGAGUGUGAGGCCGCGGAGAACCUGUUAAUCAGGCAGGCCCAAUUGGAGUCGUUUCCCGACGAGAUGGGGUCGGCGGAACGCGGAAAGGAAUUCGCCAACUCGAGCGAGAUUCGAAGUCUGGCGCCGUACAUGGACAAAUAUGGAGUUCUGCGAGUUUAUGGCAGAGUCGAUGCCGCGCUGUUCAUGCCGUACAGAGCGAGGAGGCCUGUGAUACUGUCACACAGGCACAGUCUCACGGAGAUGGUAGUAAGACACUACCACGCCCAGAUGAAGCAUCAAAACGUGGAUGCGACGAUUGCCCGGAUCCGGACGAGAUUCUGGGUCACGAAGAUAAGACGAGUGCUGAAGGAGAUAAUCUCGUCGUGCAACGUGGCGAUACCGCCGAUAAUGGAUCCAGAGGAUCGCUUGGAAGCUGGAGGAUGGCCAUUCAAGUACACAGGACUGGACUACUUUGGGCCACUGCUGGUGACUGUUGCCCGUCACAGAGAGAAGCCGAUCAGGAACUUCGUCUGCCGUAGAGGACCAGUACGUAAACUGCGGAGUGACAACGGCAAAAACUUCGUGGGAGCUGACAGGGAGGCCAGACGAUUUGGAGAUGUGUUCGAGACGGAAAGGAUACAGAGUGAGUUAUCCAGCAGGAGCAUUGAGUGGGUUUUUAAUUCUCAUCCUCAUAUGGUCUUCGCCUGCGAUCCUGCCUUGCCCAGACGAGAGUGGCGCAAGGGCAUCGUGGAGGAGGUCUACAGCGGAGCUGAUGGAGUUGUCAGACGCGCCACUGUGCGCGUAAAUGAUAAUGGACUAUCUUGGACAAUGUUGCGGUCGGUCUCUUAA
Drosophila bipectinata is the source of this 3003-nucleotide messenger RNA. The record is from RefSeq and is a predicted model, not a curated record. NCBI's taxonomy places the organism in Eukaryota, Metazoa, Arthropoda, Insecta, Diptera, Drosophilidae.